Messenger RNA from Alosa sapidissima (American shad), 1958 nucleotides. RefSeq names its product hspb associated protein 1 (gene hspbap1). The record is from RefSeq and is a predicted model, not a curated record. The coding region runs from base 234 to 1739 and encodes 501 amino acids. NCBI's taxonomy places the organism in Eukaryota, Metazoa, Chordata, Actinopteri, Clupeiformes, Clupeidae. Gene Ontology annotation, molecular function: 2-oxoglutarate-dependent dioxygenase activity. The transcript has 8 exons.
UUUGUUUACUAGGCGAUGGAACGCCGUGUUCACUUUAGUUUCGUGAGAUCGAACCCACAUCCACACACGUGCUUAGAAAUGUGAGCAGUGGGUCAGGUUUCACUUUCAACUUUUAUAAAGCGGUUGCUCGUGUUCUCUCUGUGGAACUGGAAGGGGACCACCACAUUUUUAGGAUUUUUAGGUGUCCAUGUUUAGCUUGUGGACUGUCGACUUUCGCCUCUUGGUUCAGAUGCAUGCCAGUUGAAACAGUUAAAAUUGACUUUUUGGGAGUGUAUUCCAUUCAUAAAGGUUUGUUUGACAUGGCCAGGAAACCCUUUACCCCUGAGGAAGUGCGGAGUAUAGUAGAGCGCCUCAAGGAACCUGCUGUGUUCCACAAUAUGACCGCUGACUGGCCAGCAUUGCACUGGACAGCACAGCACCUUUCUCGGUGUAUGGGGAAAGAGGCUGUACUGUUUCGUAUCGGAAAAAGGAAGACACAUCAAACACCCCUUUUUGAAACCCAGUGUGCAUAUGUGGAGGCAACCCUUGGAGAGUUCCUUUCCUGGGCUGGUGGAGAGAGUGGCCCUUCAAUCGGGCCAUUCUCUGAUUAUCCCCUCUUUGACUUCUGGGCUUAUGCAGACUACAAGUAUAUUGCCAAGCUUUUCCACCACAAAGAAGCCAUGUUUAAGGAGGUGGUGUGGUCUGAUUUCGGGUACCCAGGUCGCAAUGGAGCAGCCAGCACACUAUGGGUUGGUGCCGAGGGGGCCAACACACCCUGCCACCUAGACACUUAUGGGUUUAAUCUGGUGUUCCAAGUGCAGGGCAGGAAACGUUGGCACCUCUUUCCCCCGGAAGACACCAGCUUUAUGUACCCUACACGCAUUCCUUAUGAGGAGUCCAGCAUCUUCAGCCAGGUCAAUGUGCCGCAGCCUGACCUGGACAGGUUCCCUGCCUUCAGAAGAGCCAGAGCCCAUGUGGUCACUCUGCAGCCUGGACAGGUGUUGUUGGUUCCCCGUCACUGGUGGCACUACGUGGAGUCUGUGGACUCUGUCACAGUCAGCAUCAACUCCUGGAUUGAGCUGGAGGAGGACAGCGAGGCGCGAGUGGGGGAGGCUCUCACCAAGACGCUGGUGUGCGCACUCAAGACUACCCCCAGUCACAGCAACAAUGACAACUGGCUCAACCCCACUGAGGACAGCGUGGCGUCUCAUGAUGAGAACAUGCAGUACCUGAGCCUCGCUGUGCAGGCUUGUGUAGACAAGAGUCGGACCGGAGACUCCGAUCAAGGCCAAGAUGGCUGCCGGUCCUUAAAGCGUGAUUCCAGUGGCGUUAUCAAGGCGAAUUCUAACCAGAAAGAGGAAAAGAAAAACCCUUGUUUUUCUCCCCCAUUCGGACCUCAUCUAGUCCCAGUACCUUUUGCUGGGCCAAGCCAUGUAAUAAAGGACAUAUGUCCCAAGGACAACAGUUUGUCCAGAGACCGUAAUCCUCCAUGUUCCCUCCACCUGGACUCCCAGUCAAGAACAGCUGGAGUGGCAAGUGACCCUACAGAGAGAGACCUCCACAGGAGGCAGGAGGCCUCUGGGUUGUUCGAACACCCCCAGGAAGAGGGUCUCCCUCAGGCUUCUCUCUGUACAAGUGACCUGCUAGAGUGCCUGGUGCACCCAGAUGUCAUGGCGCUGGUGAGCCAGCUACUGCUGGACAGGCAGCGAGAACUUGCCAGCAGCGUAACUGCUAAACAGUCCCAAGGGGUCGUCAUUUGAUAUGGGAACUUAAUGUUUUUGACAGUGUUGACACUAUGCAUAGUUCUGUAGAUGACUUCAUCUGCUCUACGUUCUUUUGUCUGUAGUAUGACAUCUGAUGUGGAACAGUUUUAUAGCACUUAUCUUGUUCAGUGCUCUGGUGAACAAAGUGUUGAUGUAAUGUUACUGCUUCUACAUGUUAUGAUUUCAGAAUGACCAUUAAAAGAAAUUCCAGUUGAU